Messenger RNA from Lepisosteus oculatus (spotted gar), 7581 nucleotides. RefSeq names its product plexin A2 (gene plxna2). The record is from RefSeq and is a predicted model, not a curated record. NCBI's taxonomy places the organism in Eukaryota, Metazoa, Chordata, Actinopteri, Semionotiformes, Lepisosteidae. Gene Ontology annotation, molecular function: semaphorin receptor activity; protein binding. Gene Ontology annotation, cellular component: plasma membrane; semaphorin receptor complex. Gene Ontology annotation, biological process: regulation of GTPase activity; regulation of cell migration; regulation of cell shape.
UCGGCUAGCACUGUGCCAGUCUAGCAUUAAAGCUCGGCGGAGAGGGGGGAAUAUGUGUGUGUGAAUUUCUGCAGGGAGGUUGUAACCCAUACCAAGGAAAACGUACGAUGGCAAGGCAAAAUAAAGGCGAAAUUAGAAGGGACUGUCUUCUAAACUGAAGGAAUGUUCAACCUCACAGCCCGCCUCCUGCAAAUAACCAUUACAAGUCUUUUGAAUGACAAUUGACAAUAAGGAACAUGCUUAAAUGCCAAUAUCAAUAUAUAAUCCUAAAGCAAGCAAGCAAGCGCGAGGCACAGUUAUUGGUGUGCUGGAGCUGAAUGAAUGAACCAGCGUUGCUUUGCCAAGAUUUUCCACGAAUUCUGAAGGAAUACAUUGUGCACGAACGUGCCGUGUUCCGUCCAUACCUGACAGCUAGCUGACUUACCGUGGGAUUCUGAGCACUUCGGUGUGGAAUUAACUAGGAAACGGGCAUUUUUUGGAGGAGAGGAAGAAAGCCGCACAACGUAAAUUGACUGAUUUAAGAAAGAAACGCAAGCCCAUCUUGAUGCUGAAUGAAUCAUGUGAAAACCUUGGGUUUGGGACCAGCAGCAGCCUUUGAGUAAUUUGUGGAACGUUUCUUUCUGUUUCUUUAAUUUUUUUGUUUUUGUUGCUUUUGUGUGGGCCUCUCAAGGCAUGGAGAACCACUCUUACAUGCAAAGGACUUUCCUAUGUUUCCCAAAAACCAGGGUGUGGCCCCUGAGGGUCUACUUGCUUGUUUCGUUAAUGCUCUCGUCGAAGUGUUGUAGCAGCCAAUCCAACUUCAUUAGCUUCCAUUCAGAAAAUAGGGACUGGGCAUUCAACCACCUAACAGUGCACCAGAAAACAGGCUCGCUGUAUAUUGGUGCUGUGAACCGGGUUUACAAGCUCUCGGGCAACCUGACCCUUCUGGUAUCCCACAACACGGGGCCAGAAGAUGACAACAAGUCCUGCUACCCUCCGUUGAUCGUGCAGCCCUGCACCGAGCCUCUGACGCCUACCAACAAUGUCAACAAGCUGCUCCUCAUCGACUACUCCCAGAACCGACUGCUGGCCUGUGGGAGCCUCUACCAAGGAGUGUGUAAGCUACUGCGCCUGGACGACCUCUUCAUCCUGGUGGAGCCCUCGCACAAGAAGGAGCACUACCUCUCCAGUGUGAAUGAGACCGGCACCAUGUAUGGGGUGAUCGUACCAUCGCAGGGCGAGGACGGCACGCUCUUCAUUGGCACAGCCGUAGAUGGGAAGCAAGACUACUUCCCCACCAUCUCCAGCCGCAAGCUGCCCAAGGAUCCUGAGUCAUCAGCCAUGCUGGACUAUGAGCUGCACAGCGACUUUGUGUCUUCCCUCAUCAAGAUCCCUUCUGAUACCUUGGCACUUGUCUCCCACUUUGACAUUUACUACGUGUAUGGAUUCGCCAGUGGCAACUUUGUCUACUUCCUCACUGUCCAACCCGAGACCCCCGAAAACAGCAUCUCCUCGGGGGGUUCCUCCAGCGACCUCUUCUACACCUCGCGCAUCGUACGCCUCUGCAAGGACGACCACAAGUUCCACUCUUACGUCUCACUUCCUAUGGGCUGCGUCCGUAAUGGGGUGGAGUACCGCCUCCUGCAGGCUGCCUACCUCUCAAAGCCUGGGGAGGUCUUGGCGGCCUCCCUCAACAUCUCCGCACAGGAUGAUGUGCUUUUUGCCGUCUUCUCCAAGGGGCAAAAGCAGUAUCGUCGACCGCCGGAUGACUCCGCACUCUGUGUCUUCACUAUCAUGGACAUCAAUGCCCGCAUCAAAGAGCGCCUUCAGUCCUGCUACCAGGGGGAGGGAAACUUGGAGCUUAACUGGCUGCUGGGCAAGGAUGUGCAGUGCACCAAGGCGCCUGUUCCCAUUGACGACACUUUCUGUGGCCUGGACAUCAACCAGCCGCUUGGAGGGUCUCGCCUGGUGUCCGGCCUCACGCUCUUCACCGAGAGCCGUGACCGCAUGACCUCGGUGGCCUCCUAUGUCUACAACGGCUACUGCGUGGCCUUCGUGGGCACCAAGAGUGGACGACUGAAGAAGAUCCGAGUGGACGGUCCUCCACAUGGCGGGGUGCAGUACGAGACCGUGUCCGUGAUCAAGGAUGGGAGCCCCAUCCUGCGGGACAUGGCCUUCUCAAUGGACCGGAAUUACCUUUACGUCAUGUCAGAGAGGCAGGUGACACGGGUCCCGAUCGAGUCAUGUGAACAGUACUCCACCUGUGGAGAGUGCCUGAGCUCUGGGGAUCCCCACUGCGGCUGGUGUGUGCUGCACAACAUGUGCUCAAGGAAGGAUCGUUGUGAACGUGCUGAGGAGCCCUUUCGCUUUGCCGCCACCAUCAGCCAGUGUGUAAAAGUCACAGUGCACCCCGACAGCAUUGCCGUCUCCGAGCACAGCGUGCCGCUGGUUGUGAGGGUGAGUGAUGUCCCUGAUCUCUCAGCUGGCAUCACCUGCUCUUUUGGGAACCUGACGGAGGUCGAAGGUCAAGUAAUCGGGAAUGAAAUACUAUGUGUGUCGCCCUCUUCCAAAGAUGUCCCCCUCAUACCCACUGACCAAGACUGGUUUGGAGUUGAGCUGCGAUUGAAUUCCCGAGAGACGGGCCAGAUGUUGACCAGCACCGAGUUCAAAUUCUACAACUGCAGCGUCCACCAGCUGUGCCUGUCCUGUGUGAACAGUGCCUUCCGCUGCCACUGGUGUAAAUACCGCAACCUGUGCACCCACGACCCCUCCAGCUGCUCUUUCCAAGAAGGUCGAGUCAACGCCUCUGAGGACUGCCCUCAGCUGGUCCGGUCGGAGGAGGUUCUCAUCCCAGUCGGAGAGGUGAAACCCAUCACUCUGAAGGCACGCAAUCUGCCCCAGCCCCAGUCGGGGCAACGGGGGUACGAGUGUGUGCUGCACAUCCAGGGCACCAGCCACCGCGUGCCUGCGCUGCGGUUCAACAGCUCCAGUGUGCAGUGCCAGAACAGCUCGUAUAUCUACGAGGGGAUGAAGAUCAGUGACCUGGCGGUGGACUUCUCCGUGGUCUGGAAUGGCAAUUUUAUCAUUGACAAUCCCGAGAAUAUUAAAGUGCACCUGUACAAGUGUGCCGCCCAGAGGGACAGCUGCGGGAUGUGUCUGAAGGCAGAGAGGAAGUUUGAGUGCGGCUGGUGUAGCGGAGAAGGCCGCUGUACCCUCCGCCAGCACUGCCUGCCACAUGCCAACCGGUGGCUGGACCUGUCCAGCAAGAAUGUGAAGUGCACCAAUCCCCGAAUCACUGAGGUGACCCCAGUGGCUGGGCCUCCAGAAGGGGGGACACGCGUGACGAUCCAUGGGGUGAACCUGGGGCUGGCCUUCUCGGAGAUCAAGGGGAACGUGCAGGUGGCUGGGGUGCCGUGCACUCCACAAGAGGAUGGCUACAUCAUUGCUGAGCAGAUCGUGUGCGAGAUGAACCAGACGUCUCCUGACACUGAGCCCGGCCCGGUCCAGCUGUGUAUUGGCGAGUGCAGGCCGGAGCUGAAGACCAAGUCCUCCCAGCUGUACUCCUUUGUGAUGCCGUCGGUGCAGGGGGUGUCGCCAAGCCGAGGGCCGGAGUCUGGGGGCACCAAGGUGACCAUCAUGGGAGAGAACCUGGGCGCAGGCAGCAGUGUGACUGUGCUCUUCGGGAACCAGACCUGCGAGUUCUAUGGGCGGACGAUGACAGAGAUCGUCUGCUACUCCGCACCCUCACUGACGGGCGUGAGCCCAGUGCAGAUCACAGUGGGUGUGGACCGAGCCCAAGUCAGAGAGAGCUUGCAGUUCGAGUACAUUGAAGACCCCACUGUACAACGCAUAGAGCCAGAAUGGAGCAUUGCCAGUGGUCACACUCCGCUGACUGUGAUUGGGACCAAUCUGGACGUGGUUCAGGAGCCCAGGAUCCGAGUGAAAUACAGCGGCCGGGAGUCUGUCAACGUGUGUAAAGUCCUGAACUCCACCACCAUGACCUGUCUGGCCCCCUCCCUCACCACAGAGUAUCGCCCAGGUCUUGAUGCAGUGGAGCGAGCCGACGAGUUUGGCUUCAUCUUCAACAAUGUCCAGGCACUCCUUAUCUACAAUAACACUAACUUCAUCUACUACCCUAACCCUUCCUUUGAGCCCCUCAGUGUCACUGGCAUCCUGGAGCAGAAGCCUGGCUCCCCCAUCAUCCUCAAGGGCAGGAAUCUGGUGCCACCAGCCUCAGGAGGUGCCAAGCUGAACUACACAGUGCUGAUCGGGGAGACGCCCUGCUCUGUCACCGUCUCCGAGACACAGCUCCUGUGUGAGCCGCCGAACCUCACGGGGCAGCACAAAGUGCUGGUCCAGGUGGGCGGCCUGCACGUCUCCCCCGGCUCCGUGCACGUGCUCUCGGACAGCCUUCUCACCUUGCCCGCCAUCGUCAGCAUCGCGGCUGGCGGGGGCCUGCUGCUCAUCAUCGUCAUCAUUGUCCUCAUCGCCUACAAACGCAAGUCCCGCGAGAACGACCUCACCCUCAAGAGGCUGCAGAUGCAGAUGGACAACCUGGAGUCCCGUGUGGCCCUGGAGUGCAAAGAAGCCUUUGCUGAGCUGCAGACAGACAUCAAUGAGCUGACCAGUGACCUAGACCGAGCAGGCAUUCCCUACCUGGACUACCGCACCUACGCCAUGCGUGUACUGUUCCCUGGCAUCGAAGACCACCCUGUGUUGAGAGAGCUUGAGGUCCCAGGGAAUGGGCAGCUGAGCGUGGAGAAAGCUCUGAAGAUGUUCGCCCAGCUCAUCAACAACAAGGUCUUCCUGCUGACCUUCAUCCGCACGCUGGAGUUGCAGCGCAGCUUCUCCAUGCGGGACCGCGGCAACGUGGCCUCGCUCAUCAUGACCGCCCUGCAGGGCAAGCUGGAGUACGCCACAGACGUCCUCAAGCACCUGCUCUCGGACCUCAUCGACAAGAACCUGGAGAGCAAGAACCACCCCAAGCUGCUGCUGCGCAGGACGGAGUCUGUAGCUGAGAAGAUGCUGACCAAUUGGUUUGCCUUCUUGCUUCAUAAAUUCCUCAAGGAGUGUGCCGGGGAGCCUCUCUUCAUGCUGUACUGCGCCAUCAAACAGCAGAUGGAGAAAGGGCCGAUCGACGCCAUCACUGGAGAGGCCCGCUACUCUCUGAGUGAGGACAAGCUCAUCCGCCAGCAGAUUGAGUACAAGACCCUGAUACUGAACUGUGUGAACCCCGACAAUGAAAACAGCCCCGAGAUCCCAGUGAAGGUCCUGAACUGCGAUACCAUCACGCAGGUGAAGGAGAAGAUCCUGGAUGCUGUCUACAAGAACAUGCCUUACUCACAGAGGCCCCGUGCUGUGGACAUGGAUCUCGAAUGGCGUCAAGGCAGGAUGGCGCGGGUGGUACUUCAGGAUGAAGAUAUCACCACCAAGAUCGAGAACGACUGGAAACGGCUCAACACCCUCAUGCACUAUCAGGUGUCGGACCGCUGCGUGGUGGCACUGGUCCCCAAACAGACAUCAUCUUACAACAUCCCCCCCUCAGCAAGCAUAUCCCGGACCUCCAUCAGCCGAUACGACUCCACCUUCCGGUACACGGGCAGCCCUGACAGCCUGCGCUCCCGAGCCCCCAUGAUCACCCCCGACCUGGAGAGCGGGGUGAAGGUGUGGCACCUGGUGAAGAAUCAUGAGCACGGGGACCAGAAAGAGGGCGACCGGGGCAGUAAGAUGGUCUCUGAGAUCUACCUGACACGCCUGCUCGCCACCAAGGGCACGCUGCAGAAGUUUGUGGACGAUCUGUUUGAGACGCUGUUCAGCACAGUGCACCGAGGCAGUGCCCUUCCCCUUGCCAUCAAAUAUAUGUUCGACUUCCUGGAUGAGCAGGCAGACAAGCACAGCAUUCAUGACACAGACGUCAGGCACACAUGGAAGAGUAACUGCCUACCCCUGAGGUUCUGGGUGAAUGUGAUCAAGAACCCGCAGUUUGUCUUCGACAUCCACAAGAGCAGCAUCACGGACGCCUGCCUCUCAGUCGUGGCACAGACCUUCAUGGACUCCUGUUCCACGUCAGAGCACCGGCUGGGCAAAGACUCCCCUUCCAAUAAGCUACUCUACGCCAAGGACAUCCCCAACUACAAAAGCUGGGUGGAAAGGUACUAUGCCGAUAUAAGCCGGCUCCCUGCCAUCAGUGAUCAGGACAUGAACGCCUACCUGGCCGAGCAAGCACGCCUGCACUCCAACGAGUUCAACAUGCUAAGUGCACUCAACGAAAUCUACUCCUACGUCAGCAAAUACAGCGAAGAGAUCACAGCCGCACUGGAGCAGGAUGAACAAGCCCGGAAGCAGCGACUGGCCUUUAAGGUGGAGCAGCUGAUAGGUGCCAUGUCUCUGGAGAGCUGAGACCGAAAGACACCAGGCUCUCCCCCCACCGAUCAGAACUGCUGAAGUCAUGGGACACGCUGCUGGGAGGAACUGCACAGAAAAGAAAAGUGUGCUGUUUAUUUGGUUUGUCAGUUUGAAUUUUUAAUUUAUUUUGAAAUUACUAAUAAAAUAAGAAAGUAAAAUGCCAAUCCACACUGCUCCAGGAUUCCCACGGGCCAUGGAUGUUGUGGCCGGAGAUAUGAGGAUAAGAGUGGAGAAUUCAGGAGGUGUCAUGACUUCCCAUCUUCUCUGGAUUGCUUGCGUUGUAUUGACAGUUGUCCCAUGGCAGACCUGGGAUAAGCAGUGUGCUGCAGCCAUGAUGGGACUCUGUUGUGUGGAGAGAGGAUCUGCAGGCACUUAGAAGAGGAGUGGAGUCCCAGGAAACUGGAGGCACAAAGGAGAGGAAUUCCACCCUCUGCUUGUUUUGCAUGGAAGCCCAGAGUUGUAUAUGCUGAAGCUGGAUGUGCUCUUGAAUCAUCCUUUAUUUUUUUAUGUGUUUGUUACAUUUUGGUUUCACUUUUGGACAAGGACAGCUUUUCUAUUUUUUUAAGUCCUCAUCAUGUGGUUUAUUGUGAGUUUCUUUUAUUAUUAAAGGAAAGUAAGGACUGGUACUUCUCCUGUUUUGCUCCGAAGGACACGACGUCUUGUGAGCUGCUACCACAAGUUUGCACUUAAAAAAACAACAAACUCCAAACUUCUCCUUGAGGGAGGAGAAAAUCCAAAACCAGAGCUGUAGAAACAAAACAUUAAACAUGUUCGUAGACAGGUGGAGGUGAUGCCUUCUUUUCUCUACGCACACACACACAAGCUCCUCACAGACAGUGUUUGUACAGACGCUCUGCUCCAGGGCUGUCCUGGGUGCUCAUGGGUAAAGCUGGAACACCAGGGACCUUCUGGUUUUACAGACUCCUUAAAAAAUGACUUGUCUCUUCAGAAGUGCGACUUCCAACAUUUUCCUGUUUGUCUUUUCUUUUUUAUUAUUAUUGUGGGUGUGAGUAUGUAUAUAGAUAUACAUAUAAAUAUAUAUAAAAGUUUCUACUUUAUUUUUUCCUUCGCAGAGCUCUUGAAGGAGCUCAGUAGUCCAGUGGGCUUCAAAGUUUCACUUUCUGCAGGGUGGGUGCUGCAGUCAUGAGACCCACAUUUGUGAUUUGGUUUUCAGAUAAAGUUGUUCAAUUUGUUUAA